UCUUAAUCUGUUGACGACAAAGCGACAGCGUCAAGAAGAGAAGACACUUGGACCAGAUAGAAGCCAUGAGCUCCGUUCUACAGAAAGCUGCCAGACCAAUGUGGACUAUCCGAGGACUGCACAAGUCCGCAGUGGAAGUCUUGAAGCACCCGGCUCCUGAGGACACAGUCACGGCCAGUUUUGGAAAGUUCAUCAGUGAAGUGAAGCCUCAGCACUUGUCGUCCGUGGUCCUCUCCCGCAGUAAGAGGAUGGUGCUGGACAGUAUUGGAGUCGGUCUCCUGGGCAGCACAACAGAAGUGUUUCAACUGGCACUGCAUCACUGCCAGCUCGUGUACGCCAAUCAUGACGUCAGCUCCGUCUACGGACGCAGGGGCACCAAGCUCUCGCCGACACUGGCGGCUUUUGUCAACGGAGUGGCGACUCACUCCAUGGACUUUGAUGAUACAUGGCACCCUGCCACUCAUCCUUCAGGAGCGGUGCUUCCCGCUGUGCUGGCUCUCAGCGAAAUGAUGCCCGCCAACAGCAAACCCAGUGGCCUGGACUUCCUGCUGGCUUUCAAUGUCGGCGUUGAGAUCCAGGGCCGUCUGAUGAGGUUCUCUAAUGAGGCCCAUAACAUCCCCAAGAGAUUUCACCCUCCCAGUGUGGUGGGCACCAUGGGAAGUGCAGCAGCCUGUGCUUGCCUCUUGUUGCUGAGUCCAUCCCAGUGCAGCCACGCCUUAGCCAUCGCUGCUUCUCUAUCAGGGGCCCCGAUGGCUAACGCUGCCACGCAGUCCAAACCCAUCCACAUCGGCAACGCCUCCCGUUUGGGGAUGGAGGCUGCUAUACUGGCCUCUCAGGGGCUUGAGGCGAGCCAGCUAGUCCUGGAUGCUGUCGAAGGGGUCGCCGGUUUCAGCGCUUUCUACAAAGACUACGCGCCGCAGCAUCUGGAGUCACCGAGUGACAAUGACGGCCACGCGUUCUUGCUGGAAGAGCAGGAUAUGGCUUUCAAGCGCUUCCCCGCACAUCUGGGAAUGCACUGGGUGGCGGAUGCCGCGGCCUCGGUUCACAAGCAUCUUGUGGGUUUAGGUCCGGGCACUGUGUCUCCGAGUCAGAUUGAGGACAUCCUGCUGCGGGUGCCCCUGUCAAAAUACAUCGACAGGCCUUUCCCAGAGUCGGACCACCAGGCCCGCCAUUCUUUCCAGUUCAACGCUUGUAGCGCCCUCCUGGACGGUGAGGUGACCGUGGAGUCCUUCACCCCUACCGCCAUGACGCGCCCUGAGAUCCUCCAGCUGCUCGGUCGUGUCCGCGUGGAGCACCCCCACGACAACCCAGCUAAUUUCAACCAGAUGUACGGCGAGGUCCAGGUCGCGCUUGUUGGUGGGGACACCCUGAAGGGGCGCUGCGACAGCUUUUACGGUCACUGGCGCAAGCCGCUGACCCAAGAGAGCCUGAGAAAGAAGUUCAGGAAUAACGCAGGGGCCGUGCUUGCCUCGGAUAGAGUUGAAAGGCUGAUUGAGAUAGUGGACGAGUUGGACACGAACAGAGACUGCUCCCCUCUUCUCUCGCAACUGCAGUGAAAAUACAAAAAGUUACAAAUAAAGUAAUACGUCGCAACAUACA
Molecule: messenger RNA, 1599 nt
Organism: Nerophis lumbriciformis (worm pipefish)
Lineage: Eukaryota; Metazoa; Chordata; Actinopteri; Syngnathiformes; Syngnathidae
Gene: irg1l
Product: immunoresponsive gene 1, like
Biological process (GO): defense response
Cellular component (GO): mitochondrion
Molecular function (GO): aconitate decarboxylase activity
Source: RefSeq, a predicted model, not a curated record